CAACGAGAGUAAGAAUGGUCGAGGAGGAGGUUGAGGCAGAUGUGGAGAUCAAAACUACGGCUGAUAAGGUUUACUUGUUCGCCAGAAGAUCACAAAAUGUGGUCUCAGCCACUCGCUACAUCCAGGGAUGUGAUCUGCUCGAAGGCGAAUGGGACAAAGUUGGAAGCAUAAUCUUUUGGAAAUUAGCUUUUGAUGGAGAGCCAAGAGUGUCGAAGGAUAGGAUCGAGACGGUGGAUAUGGAGAAGAAUGUGAUUCAGUGGAGGGUAUUAGAGGGACCUUUAAAGAAAGAAUACAAGACCUUCUUGAAAACGGUGAAGGUGAGCCCUAAGCAAGGAGGAUCUGGAAGUGUGGUGAAGUGGAACAUGAAGUAUGAGAGGAUUGAUGAGAAGGUAGCUCACCCAAAGAGGCUGCUCCAGUUCUUUGUUGAAGUGAUUAAAGAGGUUGACCGAUAUCUCUUGUCUGAGGAAUAGGGGUUAUUUAUGCUUGGCUUGUGUAGUUGUGUGUGUAAGAGUUAUAUAUUGUAUGCGUGAGAACUCCUCUUGUGUUUUGUAUGUAUUUCUCAAUUAUUGUGAUCUCUCUAAAUUUAGAAGAGAUGUCUGCAAGUGUGCUGGUUUUGAGGAGCUUGUUUAACGCUUGAAGUCGCAUGUUUUAACAUUUUGAGUAGCUAUGAGCUUCUCGUAGUUUUUUAUGUGUGUGUUGUGUUUAUUACAAAUCCCAUGUUAUUUCUAUGUUAAUUAUGGAACUGGCGACGAUGAAAUACAAAAAUGACUAAACAUAUAUAGAAGCCUAUGAGCGAGAGAAAUUAUAUUACAUUCAUCCUUGAACCCUAAGAAAAGAAGUGAUAAUUUAAUCCUUGGUGCAAUGGCGCGAAUAAGAAAGAAAUGAGAGGUUCAAAUUCAUUUACCUCGCAUGAUAUCUUA
This is a messenger RNA of Arabidopsis lyrata subsp. lyrata, 920 nucleotides long. RefSeq names its product MLP-like protein 168. The transcript is spliced from 2 exons. The record is from RefSeq and is a predicted model, not a curated record. NCBI's taxonomy places the organism in Eukaryota, Viridiplantae, Streptophyta, Magnoliopsida, Brassicales, Brassicaceae. Gene Ontology annotation, biological process: defense response. The coding region runs from base 15 to 470 and encodes 151 amino acids.